GAAAAUAUAUCGGCGACAACGGCGCAGCGUCCAAUUCAUGAGUAUUAGCAACUGUAUUAUUCCGAGUACCAUCUCUGUUGUAGCUCAGGACAACAACACAAGACCCUACGUGUUACCGUUUCGUUCUCAUAUGUUUUUCGACUAUCGCUAUGACACUAAAGUAUACACACUGAUUUACCUUUAUCAAUUGCCCGUUGCGUUCCUGGGAGUGUAUCACGCAGCGGAAGUUAGUCUGAUCGUCACCUCGACGCUACAUAUUUGCGCAAAAAUGUCGAUGCUGGCUAGCCGAAUUCGAAAGUCACUGACGAAAUAUCCGGUGCAUUUCCGGCAGAGGAUGAGAACAAUGGUGAUGGAGCAUUUGGAGUUGACAAAGCUGACCAAUUUCUUAAAUAACUGUUUCCAUCAUAUCCUUCUGGUAGAAUAUCUGAACUGCAGCUUCAGAUUGGCCAUUACUAUGUACGUGGUGCUAAUCACACUUCGAAAAGAUAUGAUGGCAGCUAUCAAUUAUAUUUUAUAUACCAUAAUCGUGGCAGCCUGGUUGUACUUGUACUCUUACAUUGGUGAGCAACUUGUUCAUGAGUCACAGGAAGUGGGCGAAGCCUUUUACAACACGGACUGGACAGACAUAACGAGCCAAGAUAGAAGAUCCUUGGUAAUCUGUUUGAUAAACGGACAAAAACCUCAAUAUUUAAUGGCUGGGAAGUUCUACAGAUUCACCCUUUUUGGUUUCAGCGAUAUCGUGAAAACUGCUAUGGCAUUUUUGUCCGUUUUGCGUACAAUGGUCGUCUAACAUCAAACAACUGUUCAAUGCUUUAUAUAAUAUUUAGCUAGUGAAAUAAAUGUGUCCAAAUAA
Megalopta genalis is the source of this 853-nucleotide messenger RNA. The record is from RefSeq and is a predicted model, not a curated record. NCBI's taxonomy places the organism in Eukaryota, Metazoa, Arthropoda, Insecta, Hymenoptera, Halictidae.